UUCGCGCCCUGAUUAGACGGCAGAGCUCGGCCAUGGCGAUCAGAGCAUUCUCUUGCAGAACCAGAAACACAUUGUCUUCGUCUGUCUUACGCGCUCUCCAAAACUCUAGACCUCAACACAUUCGUCUCUUCUGUUGUGUCCUGCGAGACCCACCAUCUCUCGUAAACGAGAUCUCCCGCGUUCUCAGCGAUCAUCGGAAUCCCCAGGACGAUCUCGAGCACGCUCUUCACCCCUAUUCUUCGAGGUUCUCAUCGAAUCUGGUCGAACAGGUCCUGAAGCGCUGCAAGAAUCUGGGAUUUUCCGCUCACAGAUUCUUUCUCUGGGCACGUCGAAUCCCAGAUUUCGAACAUAGUUUGGAAAGUUGCCAUAUUUUGGUGGAGAUUCUCGGCAGUAGCAAGCAAUUCGCUUUGCUGUGGGACUUUUUGUUAGAAGCGAGAGAGUAUAACUAUUUUGAGAUAACUCCGAAGUUUUUCUGGAUUGUUUUCAGGGCGUAUAGCAGAGCUAACUUACCCAGUGAAGCGAUUCGAGCGUUUAAUCGGAUGGUUGAAUUCGGGAUCAAACCUACUGUUAAUGAUCUCGACCAGUUAUUGCAUUCGCUUUGCGAUCGGAGACAUGUAAAGCAUGCCCAUGAAUUCUUCGACAAAGUGAAACAUGGGUUUGAACCGAGCGCGAAAAGUUAUAGCAUUUUGGUCCGAGGUCUCGGAAAUGUUCGAGAUGCUCCGUGGGCACGCAAGGUGUUCGAUGAAAUGCUCGAGAGAGGUUGUCCGAUUGAUUUGCUCGCUUAUAACAGCCUUUUACAUACAUUGUGCAGAUCUGGUGAUGUUUCUGGGGCGUACACGAUGUUUCAGGAGAUGGGCAAACUCGGAUUUAGACCCGACGCUUAUAGUUACUCGAUAUUCAUCCGCGCAUACUGCGAUGCCAAUGAUAUCCACUCGGUCUUUAGGGUUCUUGAUCGGAUGAAAAGAUAUGAUCUUGUCCCUAAUGUGUUCACAUACAACCACAUCGUCAAGACCCUUUGCCAGAACGAGAAAGUAGACGACGCUUAUUCACUACUAGACGAGAUGACAGAGAAAGGGGCUAUCCCCGAUACAUGGACUUACAACUCGAUAAUGUCAUACCACUGCGAACACUGCGAGGUGAAUCAGGCAACGAAGCUGAUAUCGAGAAUGGAGAAACACAAGUGUUCUCCUGACAAGCACACUUACAACAUGCUGCUCAAGUUGCUUAUACGCAUUGGGAGAUUUGACAGAGCCACGGAGAUAUGGGAAGGAAUGGGGGAGAAAGGAUUUUACCCUUCGGUCGGAACUUACUCGGUGAUGGUUCAUGGAUUGGUGAGGAAGAAAGGGAAGUUAGAGGAAGCUUGUAAGUACUUUGAGACGAUGAUCGAUGAGGGAAUUCCGCCUUAUGGAGAAACGGUUGAGAUGAUGAGGAAAAGGUUGGUGGGGAGGGGAUUGAUGGAGGUUGUGGAUGUGUUGGCGGGGAAGAUGGAAAGGAGCAGUUCUUGUUCCAUCAGAGAAAUGGCGAAGGAGAUGAGAGGGAAAAGAUCGAGCAGUGGACUGAGAAAUGAAGAAGAUGAUUCAGAGUUUGAAAGAGAGAGUCAUCUUCUCUGACAAUAUCCGACACAUCUGUAGUGCAAGUUGUUUGGUCUCUUGCUCAAGGAGUGUGUUUGUUUACAAGUCUGUUUUUUAGCACCAUUAUGCAAAUUCAUUGUUUUUUUGGAUAUACAUUGGAUAAAUAAUCAAAUGUAUGCAAACAUUAUAUUUAGAUUGUUAGA
Messenger RNA from Tarenaya hassleriana, 1774 nucleotides. Its product is annotated as pentatricopeptide repeat-containing protein At1g52640, mitochondrial. Lineage: Eukaryota; Viridiplantae; Streptophyta; Magnoliopsida; Brassicales; Cleomaceae. Gene Ontology annotation, molecular function: protein binding. The coding region runs from base 33 to 1610 and encodes 525 amino acids. The transcript has a single exon. The record is from RefSeq and is a predicted model, not a curated record.